AUUUACAAACUGCAUUUUUUUCUUGCAAGAACAAGAUGCCUACAGUGUUAACAGAUGUCUUUAGAGGCCAUCCCAUUCACCUCCCACACACUCACCAACCUGACUUCACAUCCCUUAGUGAGCUCCCGGAUUCUUACACGUGGACCUCCAAAGACGAUCCCCUCUUCAUCGCUCCUCCUUCCCCUGCGGUCGCCGGUGAAAACAUACCUCUCAUUGACCUGAACCACCCCGACGCAGCCAACCAAAUCGGCCGUGCAUGUAGAACGUGGGGUGCGUUCCAGAUAGCAAACCACGGCGUGCCUUUGGAACUUCUCCAAGGCAUUGAGUUUCUCACCGGUAGUCUUUUUCAGCUACCUGUCCAGCGCAAGCUUAAGGCGGCUCGGUCAGAUACAGGUUUCUCUGGCUACGGCGUCGCUCGUAUCUCAUCUUUCUUUAAUAAGAAAAUGUGGUCCGAAGGCUUCACCAUCACCGGUUCCCCUCUCAACGAUUUCCGUAAACUUUGGCCCCAACUUCACCUUAACUACUGCGACAUCGUUGAACAGUACGAGGAACAAAUGCAAAAGUUGGCAUCGAAGUUGAUGUGGCUAUCACUGAAUUCACUUGGCGUCAGCGAAGAAGACAUUAAAUGGGCCAGGGUCAGUUCAGAUUUAAACUGGGCCCAAUCUGCCCUCCAGUUAAACCACUACCCGGUUUGUCCUGAACCCGAUCGGGCUAUGGGUCUAGCACCCCAUACCGACUCCACCCUCUUGACCAUACUCUACCAGAAUAAUACCGCCGGUCUCCAAGUAUUUCGUGAUGAUCUUGGUUGGGUCACCGUGCCACCGGUUCCUGGAUCACUCGUGGUCAAUGUUGGUGAUCUUUUCCACAUUCUAUCCAACGGUUUGUUUAAAAGCGUGAUUCACCGUGCUCGGGUUAACCAAACCAGACCCAGGUUAUCCGUAGCUUUCCUUUGGGGUCCACGGUCUGAUACAAAGAUAUCACCUGUACCAAAACUGGUUAGUCCUGAUGAAUCGCCUUUAUACCGAUCGGUCACAUGGACAGAGUAUCUCCGAACAAAAGCAACCCACUUCAAUAAAGCUCUUUCAAUGAUUAGAAAUCACAGAGAGAAAUAAUAGUUCAUGAGAUCAUAUAAUAAUAUUUGUGAUAUGCUAGUUAAUUUGAUUAAUACAAAUUGUUGUAAAUUAUUUAUCAUUGUUUGUCUUAAUUUUAUUUGCACUAUGUUCCACACAAAAAUCUGGCACUUAUAUAAUCGUCUGAAAAAAUAAAAUUUGCAAUUAUGCGAUGAGGGUCCCAAGAAAUUAUAUGACUGAAACGCUAAAGAUAGAGUAUUUUAUACUUACAUUAAAGACAAACUACACGGUGUUUGUUCAGGCUUCUACACAAUUCAGCUUGUUUGAUUGCUAUCUGACAGAUUGUCUGGAAAAAACGAAAGAUCACACCUAAUAUGAUCAUAUGUCCAAACCUAAAAAAAAUGACCAAAAUAAAUACAAUCUUAUUCUUAUCCUACUUCUACAAGAGAUAUACAGUAUCAUCAUAAUAUGCCCAUCUUUAUGAAAAUUUUCGUGUUGAAUUGUCACUGAUUAGAAAAUAGAUAAACAUUUUGGUAUAGUGGAGACUUGAAAUAAAGUGAUUUAGAACUUUUUGAUCUUCAUUACCAAAACUGCAAAAUAAUAGUAGUAAAUAAAAAAAGUAAAGAGUAAAUAUUAAGGCAAUCUCACUGGAAAUUCUAUAAAAGUAUCUAAAAUUCAAAACAUUAAAAAGUAUAAAACUAAAAAAUUAUCACUACGGCUCGGAUCAAUCAGUUCAGUAUGCUUUCAAACAAGUCUACUUUGUAUCUAAAUGCGUUUUUCCAAAACCGAGUAGCCGUUAAAGUAUAAUAUAGAAAAAAGUAUAAAAAAUUGUAAAAAGGUGGUGAGAGAAGUAAAUGACAUUCUCAUCCCAUAAACUAAAAAAAAAACUCUCGUGUGAUGUGUUGCAUGUUAUUAGUCCAUCUUACUUUUAUGAUUUUAAAUUAUUAAUUAAAUUAUGUUCAAUUUAUUAAUAUUUCAUUUAUGAGAUGCUUUGUUUGAGAUAAUGUACAUGCUCUUAGUGAAUGCCCCAUAACAGUAUAAACGAGGCCCAUUUUCUACUAUUUUUGUUUGAAAAAGGGUUUAAACAAAGUAAACACACUAUAGUUUUAGAUUAGUGAUAUGUAGGCAAUAUACACACACUAUUGGUUCCGAAGACAACAUAAAGCAGACAUCUUACUACACAACAAGAUUACGAAAGGCAUAUAUUUUGGUUGAAAUCAAUAUCAGGUGUGUGUAUAAUUGUGAUUAGGGUUCAUAGUGGGUGCCAUAAAUCAUAGUAGGCCUUGGUCAUGGUACAGUGAGCCUUGAGACGAAUCUCCAAUGUUUCGUAGAUCCUUCAUGGCGAAAGGGCUAAGGAUGGUCGUUGUCCACCUCUUUUUCUGGUGUUGAUAUAUAUCAUCCCUUCUUGAAACGAGAAGAGACCAAAUGAAUACCUCACUUCCACGCUCUCUAUCUCCACCUUGUGAUAAACACGCCUUGAUUCUAUCGUUUCUUCACCCGUUGUUAACUUAUUUAACUAAAGAAACAAAGAAUUAGAAAUAUAUAAAGGUUGUGUUGUCUAAAAUAUGUGAUUCAUCCAAGAAAUUAAAACUAAAUUUACUUGAAUAUUUACGUAACAGUUUUUCUUGGUCGAGUAAUUGA
Brassica napus (rape) is the source of this 2711-nucleotide messenger RNA. Its product is annotated as gibberellin 3-beta-dioxygenase 1-like. The coding region runs from base 36 to 1112 and encodes 358 amino acids. Gene Ontology annotation, molecular function: gibberellin 3-beta-dioxygenase activity. Gene Ontology annotation, biological process: gibberellin biosynthetic process; response to light stimulus. The record is from RefSeq and is a predicted model, not a curated record. The transcript has 2 exons. Lineage: Eukaryota; Viridiplantae; Streptophyta; Magnoliopsida; Brassicales; Brassicaceae.